Molecule: messenger RNA, 1662 nt
Organism: Pipistrellus nathusii (Nathusius's pipistrelle)
Lineage: Eukaryota; Metazoa; Chordata; Mammalia; Chiroptera; Vespertilionidae
Source: the annotation of a GenBank genome assembly
AUGGCAAAUACCGAAGUUGUUACAAAUAGUGGUAACUCUCAGCCCGAGGAAAAUGGCUGCACGUUUAACCAGAACACAUCUCCCUCUGAGGAGCUUCUAUUGGAAGACCAGAUGAGGCGAAAACUCAAAUUUUUUUUCAUGAAUCCUUGUGAGAAAUUCUGGGCUCGAGGCAGAAAACCAUGGAAACUUGUCAUACAAAUUAUAAAACUUGCAAUGGUGACUAUCCAGCUGGUCUAUUUUGGGCUAAGUAACCAGAUGGUGGUAGCUUUCAAGGAAGAUAACACGAUAGCAUUCAAACACCUCUUCCUAAAAGAAUAUGUGAACCAACCAGAUGACACGUAUGCAGUUUACACACAGAGUGAUGUAUACAGUCAGAUCAUCUUCGCAGUGAACCAGUACUUGCAGCUACGCAACAUCUCGAUCGGGAACCAUGCUUAUGAGGAUAAGGGCUCGGAGCAGUCUGGCAUGGCAAUCUGUCAGUACUUCUACAAGCAAGGAAACAUCUGUCCUGGGAACGACACCUUUGACAUUGAUCCCCAAAUUGAAACUGAAUGUUUCUCCGUGGAGCCAGAUGACAUUUUUUACAUUGGAACACCGGAGGAAAAUAAACUCAACCUAACACUGGACUUUCACAGACUCCUAACAGUGGAGCUGACCUUUAAACUGAAGGCCAUCAAUCUGCAGACUAUUCGUCAUCACGAGCUCCCUGACUGUUACGACUUCACUCUGACUAUAACAUUUGACAAUAAAGCCCAUAGCGGAAGGAUUAAGAUAAGUUUAGAUAAUGACAUUUCCAUCAGAGAAUGUAAAGACUGGCAUGUUUCUGGAUCAGUUCAGAGAAACACUCAUUACAUGAUGAUCUUUGAUGGCUUUGUUAUCCUGAUGUGCCUGACUUCGUUAAUCCUGUGCCUUCGAUCUGUGAUUAAGGGAAUUCAGCUGCAACAGGAAUUUGUCAAUUUUUUCCUCCUCCAUUAUAAGAAGGAGGUUUCUGUUUCUGAGCGAAUGGAAUUUGUCAAUGGAUGGUACAUCAUGAUUAUUAGUAGUGACUUAUUGACAAUCAUUGGAUCAAUUCUGAAAAUGGAAAUCCAAGCCAAGAGUCUAUCAAGUUAUGAUGUCUGCAGCAUACUUCUCGGGACCUCCACCUUGCUUGUGUGGCUGGGCGUCAUCCGGUACCUCAGUUUCUUCCACAAGUACAAUCUUCUUAUCCUGACCCUUCAGGCAGCGCUGCCCAGUGUCAUGAGGUUCUGCUGCUGUGCAGCUGUGAUUUAUUUUGGCUAUUGCUUCUGUGGAUGGAUUGUGCUGGGACCUUACCAUGAAAAGUUCCGUUCUCUGAACUUGGUCUCCGAGUGCCUUUUUUCUCUGAUAAAUGGAGAUGAUAUGUUUGCGACGUUUGCAGGAAUGCAUCAAAAAAGUUACUUGGUCUGGCUAUUUAGCAGAAUUUACCUCUACACGUUCAUCAGCCUCUUUGUCUAUAUGAUUCUAAGUCUUUUCAUCGCACUGAUCACUGAUACAUAUGAAACAAUCAAGCAUUACCAGCAGGAUGGCUUCCCAGAGACCAGCCUUCGGACAUUUAUAUCAGAGUGCAAAGAUCUACCCAACUCGGGAAAGUACAGAUUAGAUGACGAACCUCCAGGAUCUAUAUUCUGCUGUUGUACCAAGUAG